Sus scrofa (pig) is the source of this 1209-nucleotide messenger RNA. It is a transcript of the gene AREG, whose product is annotated as amphiregulin. Gene Ontology annotation, biological process: epidermal growth factor receptor signaling pathway; positive regulation of cell population proliferation. Lineage: Eukaryota; Metazoa; Chordata; Mammalia; Artiodactyla; Suidae. Gene Ontology annotation, molecular function: epidermal growth factor receptor binding; growth factor activity. The record is from RefSeq and is marked provisional.
CCUUGUGCGGGAGCCGGAGCCCAGGGAAUCCCGAGGCGAGCUCCAGGCGCUGCCUCCAGCGCCCGAGCCCGGCCGGGCCUCUGAGCACAGCUGCUCGGCGCCCCUGGUCCCCGGUCACCUCCUCCCGCCCGCCCGCAGCUCCCGGCCGAGUUGCCCCAGAGACCGCGACGCCACAGCUCCGCGGGACCAAUGAGAGCUCCGCUGCUGCCGCCGGCGCCCGUGGUGCUGUCACUCUUGAUCCUCUGCUCAGCCCAUUAUGCUGCUGGACUGGACGUCAACGGCACCUCCUCUGGGAAAGGAGAACCAUUUUCUGGGGACCAUGGUGCUGAGGCAUUUGAGGUGACCUCCAGAAGUGAGAUGUCCUCGGGAAGUGAGGCUCCCCCUGCUAGCGAAAUGCCUUCUGGUAGCGACUAUGACUAUGCUGAAGAGUACGAUAACGAACCGCACAUAUCUGGCUAUAUUGUAGAUGAUUCAGUCAGAGUUGAACAGGUAGUUAAGCCCAAGAGAAACAGAACAGAAAGUGAAAAUACUUCAGAUAAACCCAAAAGAAAGAAAAAGGGAGGCAAAAGUGGAAAAAAUAGAAGAAACAGAAAGAAGAAAAAUCCAUGUGAUGCAGAAUUCCAAAACUUCUGCAUUCACGGAGAUUGCAAAUAUAUAGAGCACCUGGAAGCAGUAACCUGCAAAUGUUACCAGGAUUACUUUGGUGAACGAUGUGGGGAAAAGUCCAUGAAGACUCACACCAUGGUCCACAGCGAUUUAUCAAAAAUUGCUUUAGCAGCCAUUGCUGCUUUUGUCUCUGCCAUGAGCUUCACAGCUAUUGCUGUUGUUAUUACAAUCUACCUUCGAAAACGAUACUUCAGGGAAUAUGAAGGUGCAGCUGAAGAACGAAAGAAACUUCGACAAGAAAAUGCAAAUGCACAUGCCAUAGCAUGACUGAAGAUAAUAUUACAGGGUAGCAGAUCGGGGUCACUGCCAAGUCAUAACCAUGACUGAUGAGUUGGUUCCUCUUUGCAGUGGAUCAUAAGAAGACAGAACCUUUUUGUUCUGGUGGUUUUAAACUUCCAACUGUCACUUUUUUUAAUGCUAAGUCUUAUUUCUGUACAUAAAGAUGCACGGAGAUAAAAAGUAUUUUUUCAAGUUGUAAAUAAUUUAUUUAAUAUUUAAUGGAAGUGUAUUUAUUUUACAGUUCAUUAAACUUUUUUAAUCAAA